Molecule: messenger RNA, 1044 nt
Organism: Morchella importuna
Lineage: Eukaryota; Fungi; Ascomycota; Pezizomycetes; Pezizales; Morchellaceae
Exons: 4
Coding region: 1-1044 (347 amino acids)
Source: RefSeq, a predicted model, not a curated record
AUGAAAACUCGCACCAAAAAACCGCAAGCCAGCUGGGAAAAAAAAUAUCAAGACUCCAAGCGAGUUAUUACAGCAGAAGAGUGGGACAAGCAACAAGAAAACCUCACAAGGCUAUACAUCACCGAGGGCUUUGGACUCGAGAAAGUAAGACAGAUAAUGGCGGAGAGUUACGGGUUCUUUGCAAACGAAAAACAAUGCAAGGCAAUAAUAAAGAAAUGGGGCUUGGUAAAAUAUUUACCCAAAAUUAAAGUUAAUGCGAUGUUAGAUAUUCAACAAACGCGGGCUCGACAUGGCAAAAAAACAGAGUUCAGACUCGGUGGUCAACUCAUUACCGAGGAAAGACUUGAACGUGCUAAAUGGAGGCACCGUAGAGAAGAGAAAGGGCUUGGUCUCCCGAUCAACAAUCGUGAUAUGGCUACCACCGACACCUCACGAAUGGGUAUCGAGUAUUCAACGCCAGAACCAAUACCUAGUCUAUUAGAUAGGGAUGUUACCCCAUUACACACUCAAUAUAGUGUUAACCUAUCUGUCCCACAAAAUCUUGAUGCACCUCUUCUCCCAGCGUCCGAGAAAAGCUAUAUAGACAAAGCCGGUGAUAUCCUCCCACAACCACUACCGCUGCCGCUUCCUGCACUUAAUCCGCCGACGCUCAAUUGGGAGCCAACAACCCCGGAUAUGAAUUCCAGUCCAUUAUCAAUGGGGAAAGAGCUCUAUUGCAUCGGGAUUCCAUGUGCACCACAAGUCGAUUAUUCAACCCUCGUACUAGGUUCUACGAACAUAGAUGAUUCAAACAUGAAAAUGUGUAUUAAGGAUGAGAUCGACCGAAUCAAAGAGUGUUUGGCCAGGGAGUCAGAGAAGUUGGUAGCAUUGAUGGAGGAAGAAUCAUUCUUGCUUGGGUUGUCAUGGGGGCCGAGUAAGGUUACUCUGACCUUAGAGCUUGUUAAAGAUAAGGAUAUGUUAGAGGAUGAUAUAACCCGUAGGUACAGGGCAGAGCAGCUUGUGGUGCUGGGUUGGCAACGUGAAAUUAGACAGAAUGGUCUCUGA